Aureobasidium vineae is the source of this 2115-nucleotide messenger RNA. NCBI's taxonomy places the organism in Eukaryota, Fungi, Ascomycota, Dothideomycetes, Dothideales, Saccotheciaceae. The record is from the annotation of a GenBank genome assembly.
AGGAUGAGCGACCCCAUUGAUAAGCCUAUCAAGCAGGCAGCGGACGAACUCGACUCAGGGUCUCCUGAUAAUCAAGGCCAACAAUCAAAGCGAAGAGAAUCUGGGGAUCUUGGAGAGGAAAGAGAUUAUACCAACCCCAAUCGAUAUUGGUUCGAGUCGACAGCAUGUCCUCUCAUCGCAGGUACAUUUGGUCCUAUGGCCUCUGCCUUUUCGAUAUGCGCCUUGUCUUCAAGUUGGAGAGUAUACAUACCGCCCGGAGGUACUNNGUUACUUGCAAUCAAUGCCAUCUCUCUGGGUCUUGCUCUCAUUGCAAAUGGAUCGUUGCUACUCAAUAUGACCCAUCGUCUGCGAUUCUCGAUAGCCCAACCCAUUACAAUCGUUGGCUUCACUGUCUCUUCUGGACUUCUGAUUGCGGAUCUUAUUGCUCUGACUGUGUCUCAUACCUACCGACUUCCUACAAGCUCGCCUGCUGCAUCUGCUGCUCGCCAUGCGCUGACGUCGGCGUUCUACUAUGCAAUCAUGGCUGCUGCCAUCUACCUCAUCAUCGCCGCUCUAAUGUGCCUGACUGUCUAUGGUGCUUGGAAAGGACAUUAUGCGAGACAGUUUAGAUUGACUGCAGCACAGCGAACAUUGAUGUUGCAGACGAUGAGCUUCUUCACCUAUCUUCUGCUCGGCGCUCUAGUGUUCAGCCAUAUCGAGAAAUGGGAAUAUCUGGAUGCCGUGUAUUGGGCAGACGUAACGCUACUCACCGUGGGUCUUGGAGACUUCUCGUACACGCAUUCCGGUCGAUCCCUGUUUAUCCCAUAUGCCAUCGGCGGCAUCGUCAUCCUUGGUCUCGUCGUCGGCUCCAUCCGAACACUAGUUCUCGAACGAGGACAAAAGAAGAUAUCCGCCAGAAUGAUGGAGAAAAAGCGACUUCGAGCCGUCAAUAGUGUUGGCGAUGGCGGACAACGAAUGCGCGUCAGCCGUUUCCAAACCAUGAAGUUCGUCGAAAGUUACACAAAUGCCGCUCAGAAGAGAGAACAAGAGUUCAAGGCGAUGAGGAGAGUUCAGGAGUGUGCCGAAAGGGAUCGCAAGUGGAUUGCCUUGUCUGUAUCUACGACGGCUGCUUUUGCACUCUGGCUAGCCGGUUCUGCUAUUUUCCAUGUUGCCGAGAAAGAGCAGGGUUGGACCUAUUUUCAGACAAUGUACUUUACCUAUGCUUGUCUUCUCACGGAAGAUUGGGCCUUGCUGACAUUUCUGCUGUUCUCAAGNAUCGGUUACGGAGAUUUUACACCAACGUCGAACUCUAGCAAAGCCUUCUUCAUUCUUUGGUCGCUCUUAGCCGUUCCCACCCUCACGAUCCUCAUCUCAGAUAUGGGAGAUACCGUGGUCCAAGUCUUCUCCAAUGCAACAGAAUGGAUUGGCUCUCUCACCGUCCUACCCUCUGAACAAGGAAUAAGAUCCGCUCUCCAGGCCGCAUGGAGCUCUCUCACAGCAACUCAUCCUAUUCAUCAUAGCCAUCAUGACUUGCAUCCGGGUGGUGUAAGUCAGGCGGAGGGCGCGGGAGCAGACGAUCAAGACCAACACAUGACCAUGACUGACCGCAUAGCCGACCGCAUGGCCAAACACCUCGAAGCCGAGGAACUUGAUGACGCUCUAUCUGCUGAACACCAAGGUGAUUUUUUGGAGAGAGACAUUCACUUCUUCAAUUUUUUGUUGGCACGGGAGACACAACGGCUAUUAAAAGACCUCAACGCCUCGCCNCCUAAGCUUUACGAAUGGGGAGAAUGGGAAUACUUCCUCAAACUCAUGGCAAACGAUGCCGAUGCCCCUGAUCUCUCGGGAGGAGUCCUAGUUCCUGAAGAUUUGCGACUACCAGAAACCAGAGAAGAGUGGAAGCAAAAACACAUUGACCAUAGGUGGUCGUGGUUGAGCAGGGCCAGCCCUUUGAUGGGACAUCAAUCAGAGACUGAGUGGAUAUUGGAAAGAUUAGGUGCUUGUCUGGAGAGGGAGUUGAGGGAGAGCAGAUUGUUGCCGUAUCGGACAAGGGAAGAGAGGAGGAAGCCGCCGGUGAGUAUGGCGGAUAUGAUUAGGAGGGGAAGGAAUAAGCAGCAAGGUGAUGACGACUCUUGA